AGGAUAAAUAUAACUACUGCACACAUGAUGGUGUAAAUAAAGACACAACACCCACACACGGCUUUGACAGCCCAGCUCCUCGUCUGUGCAAGUCCUCUGUUUGUUUCAAGUGAAGUCUACAGUUGGUGAAGAAUCUGCCAAAAAAAAACAUUUUUAAACUUCCAAGAAGUUAUUUGAAGAGCUGGGAUAAGUUUGUGCUCGGAGUAUAUGGGAGGCGUUGGAUCAGAUUGAAGAGCCCUGCUGGUAGGAACAAGAUCGCAAAGAAAAUCGCUGCUAUAGAGCAAAAGACCUUGGAAAAGUCACUCAGCCCCAACUGUGUUUGAUGGCGAUGGCCGCCACCGGUCUGUAGAAGCAUCCGACUCUCUGCAAGAUCCCACAAUGGUGCGGAACGUGGACGACUUUGACUUCUGCCUGCCCUCCCACUCACAGAGCCUCCUGGAGGGUUUGAGAACCCUGAGGUCCAACCCCAAACUCUCGGAUGUGACCCUGCUGGUGGGCGGCCAGGAGUUCCCCUGCCACCGGAGCGUGCUGGCACUCUGCAGCAUGUACUUCCACGCCAUGUUCACGGGGGACUUUGUGGAGAGCAUCUCGGCCCGGGUGGAGCUCAAGGACGUGGAUCCGGCCAUGAUGGAGACCCUGUUAGGCUUUGCCUACACGGGGAAGCUGACCAUUAACCAGCAGAACGUGCAGUCUCUGACCCAGACAGCCAACCGGCUUCAGUUCAGCGCAGUGCAGAAGGUGUGCAGCCGCUAUCUCCAGCAACAGAUGGACCCCACCAACUGCCUAGGCAUCUACGAGUUUGGAGAGAUCUAUGGAUGUCCUGAGGUCAUCGCUAAGGCACGCUCUUUCCUUCUGGAGAAUUUUGAGGCGGUGUCUCAGAGUGAGGAGUUUCUGCUGCUGGGUAUCGAGAGGCUCCUGGCCUACCUGGGGGCCGAGAUGUUGCAGGUCCAAGAGGAGCAAAGCUUGGUCCAAGCCCUCCUCAGGUGGAUAAGAUACAACGAGGUGGAGAGGAGAUGCUUCCUUCCCAAGCUCUUUGAGCUAGUUCACCUUCCACUGCUGUCUGUGGAAUAUCUGAGAGACCAGCUCUUGCCCGACAAACUCAUUCAGGAGUGUGAACACUGCAGAAAAUGGAUUGAAGGCUUCCACAACAAGGCUGAAGCCCGGCAAAGACCUGAACCCGGUCUCAAGAAAUUUCAGGAGGUUCUGGUAGUCAUUGGAGGACGGGCAUUGGAGGACUCGGAUGAAGAUUUUGAAGAUAAUGAGAUCUUGUCAAGAAAUUGUGCUUUUUACAACAUUAGGACCAAGCAGUGGUCCGUUCUGCCAGACUUCCCAGAUUAUAACAAGUGGGGAUUUGCCAUCACAGCACUGAACAAUGAUGUCUACAUCACGGGAGGCUCCAGGGGAAGCAAGACAGAUACAUGGUCGACCACACAGGGUUGGAAAUUUGAUUCCAAAGAUGGGGGCUGGAAGCCCAUCGCUCCAAUGCUCAAACCCAGAACCAACCACACGACGGCAGCACUAAAUGGAGAAAUCUACGCCAUUGGAGGAACGACAUUGAACGUUGUGGAGGUGGAACGCUAUGACCCCUACGUCAAUAGUUGGACUCCGAUUGGUCCCACAGUGAAGUACGUGACUAACUUCACAGUCACAGGAUGCGGGGGAAAGCUCUAUGUGAUUGGUUCAUGUGCAGCCAAGUACAAUGUACUCACUUUACAGUGUUAUAAUCCUGUCAUAGAUAACUGGAGUGUCAUUGCAUCUCCCUUCAUUCCAAAAUACCUCUCAUCUCCCCGGUGUGUGGCAGUGGAUGGAGUGAUUUAUUUAAUUGGAGACAACACAAAGAAAGUCUACGCAUAUGAUUCCGAGGCCAACAUCUGGCAGAAGGUCCAACUGCUCCACAAAUUACAUGAAAAUGGUGGCAUGGUGGCAAUUGCUGGGAAGAUCUAUGUUACGGGUGGCCACUGGAAGGGAAUGGAAGGUGACUACAGCGUGGAGUUGGAAGCAUAUGAUUGUGCUAAAGAUGUGUGGACUAUUGAUAGCUUCCUGCCACGCCUCUGGUUUUACCAUGGGUCUUGCUCCAUUUUCAUUGACACAUCCAGGUGGACUGAACGGUUUCCGAUAAACAACACCUAGUCAACACUUGCAUCUCCCCCUAGCCUGGGGGCUCACACAAUUAACAGCAGUUCAAGAGUGUGUUAUGGAGCCCACUGUCCCAAGGGGUUUUAUACGUUGUACACGCUCACUUUUUCAGCUUUGCCUUCCUGUCUGAAGCGAUUUUCUGUGAAAAACCUCUCCGAAGGCCUGCCAUUGAAUGAAGGGUAUAAACUAUAGUUUCAGGUAUCACCUUGCCAAUCAACCAACAUGUCCGCCAGCUCGCACAAGAUCUACCCAAACACGUUUCACUUCAUAACUGGAGGCACAAAAUUGCAGCUGCUGGAAUCUUGAACAAAGAACAAAGUUCUGAAGGAACUUAGCGGGACUGGGAAAUGGAAUAUGUGUAUGGGAGGGGAUCGGUAGAGGUGGGAAUUGAACAUACGGAGGAGGGAAAGGAGCAGGUAGAUUGGGAUAAUGGGAGAAGGUGGGAGAAAUAUGUGUGCAUUCUGUUUCUUUCCCCCCAUUCAUACACUCAUCUACUACCUUUCCCACCUCCCCAUCUCCUCGAUCCCCAUUUCCAUUUUAUCUCCCUCUUUUUCCCCCCUGUUCCCUUCCAUGCAUAUCUCUCCGGCUUUGUACUUCACUCCUCUUCUUUCCUUCUCUGAUACGUCUUUGUCUAACUUGCACCUCUAACUUUUGUCAUCCCCACUCAUCUGCCAAUCACACCCCCUCGCAUGUAUCCACCUAUCAUCUGCCAGGCUUUGACCCUCUCCCACCCACCACUCCAUCAGUCUGAAGAUGUGUUUGAACCCAAAACAUGCUGCUGCCUGACCCGCUGAGUUCCUCCAGUACUUUGUUUUUGGCUCAAGAUUCCAGCAUCUGCAUUCUCUUGUGUUUCCUGCAUUUUUAUUCACUUAUUAACUGUUGUUUCGCUGUUUAACCUAUGAGCAGGAAGGAAAUUAUGAUUUCAUUUAAAUUGGUCCUGGCAUCUUGGAAACAAGCCUCAUAUAAUUUAUCAUUAAUCGGUUAAUAUUGAUACUCCUUUGCUUUUCAGCACUGCUGAAGGAGGUUUAGUUUAGUUUAGUUUAGAGAUACAAUGCAGAAACAAGUGCUUUGGCCCUCCAAGUCCGCACCAACCAGCAAUCACCGCACAUGAACACUAUCCGAUACACGCUUGGCACAAUUUACAUUUAUUAACCAAUUAACCUGCAAACCUGUAUGGCUUUGGAGAGUGGGAGGAAAGUGAAGAUCUCGGAAAAAACCCCACGCGGUCAUGGGGAGAACAUAUAUACUCCAAACAGACAAGCAGCCAGAUA
Messenger RNA from Amblyraja radiata (thorny skate), 3407 nucleotides. It is a transcript of the gene klhl30, whose product is annotated as kelch-like family member 30. Gene Ontology annotation, molecular function: protein binding. The coding region runs from base 379 to 2130 and encodes 583 amino acids. NCBI's taxonomy places the organism in Eukaryota, Metazoa, Chordata, Chondrichthyes, Rajiformes, Rajidae. The transcript has 8 exons. The record is from RefSeq and is a predicted model, not a curated record.